Suncus etruscus (white-toothed pygmy shrew) is the source of this 2206-nucleotide messenger RNA. RefSeq names its product glutamic--pyruvic transaminase (gene GPT). The record is from RefSeq and is a predicted model, not a curated record. Gene Ontology annotation, biological process: biosynthetic process. Lineage: Eukaryota; Metazoa; Chordata; Mammalia; Eulipotyphla; Soricidae. The transcript is spliced from 12 exons. Gene Ontology annotation, molecular function: pyridoxal phosphate binding; L-alanine:2-oxoglutarate transaminase activity. Bases 639 to 2129 code for a protein of 496 amino acids.
ACCUACCUGAGGCCCGUGGGUGCAGCCCAGCCCAGCGUGGGAUGAGGCCCAGGCCAGCCUCUGUCACCCUUCCCCGAGUGCAGGUUGUGCUAGCUGUGGCAGGUGUUCCAGAAGGCCACAGUGCUAGAAGGUUCUAGAAGGCUCGUGUCAGGGGCAUGCACCCCCUUGCUCUCUCCUUGUGCAGGAGCCAGAGGGGCCAGCAAUUCACUGGUCAGGCGCAGUGAAAAGUGCGUGGAUUCUUUCGGGGCCUUACAGAGGAGGGCCAGGGCACUGCCACUCCAUGCCCACUCAAGGUGCCUUCCUUGCUGUGCAUGACCUGGCCGGCCCAGCCCCAGGACGGCCUCCCCUCCCCUAGCAUCAGUGGCUGCAGAGUGUGCUCCAGGGGGGGCGGUGCAGCUGCCUAAGUCCAUCUUCCUUCUUCCUGCCACUUGGAUGUAGCUGCCAGGGGGCGGGUGGGGGGCGGUGUCUGCCUGGACCCACGCCCAUAUUAACCUGCGCUCUGGCCUGGGGUGCAGAGGGGCCAGUCUGCACGGGAAGCCUGAGGUGGCCUGCAGUGGACAGGUGUCCAGGAGAAGCAAGUCCAUCUGUUCCAGAGCCACUUGCCCCCAGCCUUCUUCCUGCCUGGUCUGACUAGGACCAUGGCCUUGAGAGCUGGUGGCCACAGCCAGACCGCAGUGAACGGGAUGAAGGAGAAGGUGCUGACUCUGGAGACCAUGAACCCCUGUGUGCGGAGGCUAGAGUACGCAGUCCGCGGCCCCAUUGUGCUCCGUGCCCAGGAGCUGGAGCAGGAGCUGCGCCAGGGUGUAAAGAAGCCCUUCACUGAGGUGAUCCAUGCCAACGUGGGCGACGCACACGCCAUGGGGCAGAGACCCAUCACCUUCCUGCGCCAGGUGCUGGCCCUCUGCGUCCACCCGGAACUCCUCAACAGUCCCGACUUCCCUGAGGACACCAAAAAGCGGGCCAGGUGCAUCUUGCAGGCCUGCAAGGGCCACAGCCUGGGUGCCUACAGCGUCAGCUCCGGAAUUGGGGUGAUCCGGGAGGACGUUGCACGAUACAUUGAGAGACGCGACGGAGGCAUUCCUUCAAACCCCAACAACAUCUUCCUGUCCACCGGGGCCAGCGACGCCAUCAUGACGGUGCUCAAGUUGCUGGUGACAGGCGAGGGGCCCUCGCGCACUGGUGUGCUGAUUCCCAUCCCUCAGUACCCGCUCUACUCGGCGGCGCUGGCCGAGUUCAACGCUGUCCAGGUGGACUAUUACCUGGACGAGGAGCGCUGCUGGGCGCUGGAUGUGUCUGAGCUGCGCCGGGCACUCCACCAGGCCCGACAGCACUGCAACCCGCGAGCGCUCUGCAUCAUCAACCCUGGGAACCCCACUGGGCAGGUACAGACCCGCGAGUGCAUUGAAGCUGUGAUCCAGUUCGCCUUCGAGGAGCGGCUCUUCCUGAUGGCUGAUGAGGUGUACCAGGACAACGUGUACGCCGAGGGUUCACAGUUCCACUCCUUCAAGAAGGUGCUCAUGGAGAUGGGGCCCCCGUACUCUACGCAGCAGGAGCUGGUGUCCUUCCACUCGGUCUCCAAGGGCUACAUGGGCGAGUGCGGGUUUCGCGGUGGCUACAUGGAGGUGGUGAACAUGGACCCGGACGUACAGCAACAGAUGCUGAAGCUGUUGAGUGUCAGGCUGUGUCCACCCGCACCGGGCCAGGCGGUGAUGGACAUGGUAGUUAGUCCCCCCGAGCCCUCUGAUCCCUCCUUCCCACAGUACCAGGCGGAGAAGAAGGCGGUGCUGGCUGAGCUGGCAGCCAAGGCCAAGCUCACUGAGCAGGUCUUCAAUGAGGCCCCAGGCAUUACCUGCAAUCCGGUGCAGGGCGCAAUGUAUUCAUUCCCGCGUGUGCAGCUGCCCCCACGCGCCGUGCAGCGAGCUAAGGAGCUGGGCCUGGCCCCGGACAUGUUCUUCUGCAUGCGCUUGCUGGAGGAGACAGGCAUCUGCGUGGUGCCCGGCAGUGGCUUUGGGCAGCGGGAAGGCACCUACCACUUCCGCAUGACCAUCCUGCCCCCCAUGGAGAAGCUGCGACCCCUGCUGGAGAAGCUGAGCCAGUUCCAUGCCAAGUUCACCCGAGAGUAUUCCUGAGCCUGGCACCGCGGGUGACCAGGCCUGCCUCUCCAGAAGCCCCAAUAAAGCGGAGACGACCUCAGGGAGAUUGUUCA